AUUACUACUUCCAAAGAAAGUUAGACGAGGAUGAAAUUUUAGAGAGAGAAAAAGAAAGAAAAAGAGAGAGUGUGUGUAAGUGUUUGGAAAAAAACACUGGCCACACCACAACACAUUACAUUCACAUUCACAUUCACAUUCACAUUCAGCACAAUAGUCCAUCAACAGUCACUGGAAUCUCCCUGACUUCAAAUAAAAAGUCCCCUCUCUUUUCUCUCUCUCGCUGUGUCUAUUUUUCUCUAUUCAAUUUGUUGUUUUUUGCCCUAUUUCAUUCAUUCCGGGAGGGUUUUUGAGGCUUCUAAUCUCCAACCCUUUACAGACAGCCCCAAUCGGGCGUUUUGCGAAUCGUUGCUAAAUUGGUUUGCAUGAUGUGGGCAUGUUGUAAUGGUUUUUGAUCUCACAAUUCAGGUAAAUAUGGGUAUAUACCUCAGCACUCCCAAAACUGAAAAGUUCUCUGAUGAUGGUGAGAAUGAUAGGCUUAGGUAUGGUUUAUCAUCAAUGCAAGGUUGGCGCGCAACCAUGGAAGAUGCUCAUGCUGCGUUCCCUGAUCUUGAUCCAUCCACUUCAUUCUUUGGUGUUUAUGAUGGCCAUGGAGGUAAGGUGGUUGCAAAGUUCUGUGCCAAGUAUCUUCAUCAACAGAUGCUUAGGAAUGAAGCAUAUUCAGCUGGAGACAUAGGAACUUCUGUUCAGAAAGCAUUUUUCAGAAUGGAUGAAAUGAUGCGUGGACAGAGGGGUUGGAGGGAGUUAGCUGUUUUGGGCGAUAAAAUAAACAAGUUUACUGGCAUGAUAGAAGGGUUGAUUUGGUCUCCAAGGGGCAGUGAUAGUAAUGACCAUGUUGAUGAGUGGGCUUUUGAGGAGGGGCCUCAUUCUGAUUUCGCUGGACCAACUUCUGGGAGCACGGCUUGUGUUGCCAUUAUUAGAAACUACCAACUUAUUGUUGCAAAUGCUGGUGAUUCUCGUUGUGUGAUAUCUAGGAAGGGUCAGGCAUACAAUCUGUCUAGGGAUCACAAACCUGAUCUUGAGGUUGAGAAGGAUAGGAUUUUAAAGGCUGGUGGUUUUAUACAUGCAGGACGAGUCAAUGGCAGUUUAAAUCUUGCUAGAGCUAUAGGUGACAUGGAAUUCAAGCAGAAUAAAUAUUUGCCUGCUGAAAAGCAAAUUGUAACUGCCAAUCCGGAUAUAAACACUGUUGAGCUUUGUGACGAUGAUGAUUUUAUCGUGUUAGCAUGUGAUGGUAUCUGGGAUUGCAUGUCAAGCCAGCAACUGGUAGAUUUUGUUCAUGAACAACUACGCAUGGAAAAAAAGCUGUCUGUGGUGUGUGAGAGAGUACUUGAUAGGUGUUUGGCACCAUCAACAGCUGGUGGUGAGGGAUGCGACAACAUGACCAUGGUCUUGGUGCAGUUCAAGAAACCCAUUCAGUCCCCUCCAUCUGUGGAUGGGCAAUCCUCACCGUCCAAAACAGCUGACCCUGAAUCAAAGUAGCUGCAGCAGUCUAUCCACAUAUCAGAUCCUAUACUGCAUAACUCUCAUUGGAAGAAGAAAUUAUGAGAAUCCCCUACGUUCUUGAUAUUGAGUCCUUGGAUCUGUAACUGUAGAUGGCUCUGUAAGAAAUUGGAAGGAUCAAAUAUUAAGAGAAUUCGUUUUUGGCUGUGUGUUUAGGUUUGAGAAUUCAACAAUAUCACUACUUAAAAUAACAUGUACAGUUUAUUAACAACCGCAUCUCUGAACGGCAUCUAUGCAUAUAUUUCAAUGAUGCUAUACAAGCCAGCUGCUUAUGAUUCAGCUUGAUAUGAGCAAGGAAAAAAUGGCAUUACUAA
This is a messenger RNA of Quercus lobata, 1814 nucleotides long. Its product is annotated as Protein phosphatase 2C family protein. NCBI's taxonomy places the organism in Eukaryota, Viridiplantae, Streptophyta, Magnoliopsida, Fagales, Fagaceae. The record is from RefSeq and is a predicted model, not a curated record. Gene Ontology annotation, biological process: protein dephosphorylation. Gene Ontology annotation, molecular function: cation binding; protein serine/threonine phosphatase activity. The transcript is spliced from 13 exons. Bases 385 to 1479 code for a protein of 364 amino acids.